Pseudocercospora fijiensis CIRAD86 is the source of this 657-nucleotide messenger RNA. RefSeq lists its product as uncharacterized. The transcript is spliced from 4 exons. Lineage: Eukaryota; Fungi; Ascomycota; Dothideomycetes; Mycosphaerellales; Mycosphaerellaceae. The record is from RefSeq and is a predicted model, not a curated record. Bases 1 to 657 code for a protein of 218 amino acids.
AUGGCCAGAGGUUGGGCGUUCUCCGCCCCUUCUCGGUUCGCGCGUGGGACAGCGUCUCGACCUUUCCAAAUAUCUCACUUACAUGUCGAAGAAUGUCAUAAGCUCCCAAGGCUGCAUGCUAGAAUGAGCAAGUCACAUGUGGAAAUUGGUCUCACGAUGGUCGGAUGGAUCUGCUUGAGAUCUCGAUUGGCACUGGUCCCUUCGCUGCGGUGCUUAGAAGCAUGGCUGUCUGCAAUACCUGGACUGUGGGUGGAACACUGUUCUGCGGCCGACCGAGCAUGUAUACGGCAGGACGGCGAGGUAAAGGGUAUACAAUCUUUCCAAUGGAGUUGGAAGGGUGGCGUGUUAGGCACGGCCUUCUCCAGUAUCACCAAGCAAAGCAUGGCAGUCGGUAGUGCGUACUGGCGCUGCAAUCAGUGGAGACAAGCAAGCAGAAUUCGAUCGGAGUCGUGUGGGUACCUUCUUGGAGAAAUUCGAGAGAGACCAGAUUCGGUGGUCAUCGCUCCUGAGUUGGGAAGGUCAGUGGGUAUGCGCUUGAGAAGUACGCGCGCUUCUAACAUCCUUCAUGCGAUCAUUCUCGCAAGAUUGUUUUCUGCUUGGGCAAGUAUCUAUGAUGAAAAGCAGAGCCAUGGCUGCGACUGCCUCCAUAAUCUAUAA